GAGACAGAACGCCUGAGCCCUCCGGACCCGCUCCUCCCCGGGUGGCUCUGACCGUGACCUCUUCAGAGGCUGUGAGAAGCCAAGCCUGGCCUGGGCGUUGGAAACCUGAGCAGAUGAGGCGCGAGAGGCAGUGCCAGCCCAGCCCCUGGCAGAGUACUGGAGGGCAAAUUCCUUCCCUGGGGAAAGUGAAAGGAAGUGCUUCACACAAGUUCUUCUGAAGUGAUCAGAGUGUGGCCCAGGCCCGGUCCCCUCCGAACCCCUAGCUCAUGACACCUUCCAGAGUUGAGUCAUCCGCACUCCAACUGCCAUCUCGGAGGCAAAGGCAGGGAAAGAGUUGGAGCAAUGUCAGCGGCAGGCGGAAGAAGUGACGGAAAUCAUGCUCAACAACUUCGACAAGGUCCUGGAGCGUGAUGGGAAGCUGGCCGAGCUGGAGCAGCGUUCAGACCAACUCCUGGACAUGAGCACGUCCUUCAGCAAGACCACCAAGACCCUGGCCCAGAAGAAACGCUGGGAGAACAGGCGCUGCCGGAUCUACCUGGGGCUGGCGGUGGGCGGCAGCCUGCUCAUCAUCCUGAUUGCGCUGCUGGCCUUCUUUCUCUCGAACAAGGGGUGAGGGCACGGUGUGGCCUCGGCCUCAGAGCCGGGGGACUGACCCGCCUGGCGUCCACUCCCUCCUGAGCCACUCCGGUGAGCCUCCAAGGCCAUGCAUGCACCGCCACAUCUCCCGUCACCCCACAGACGACCUUUGAGAACAGCCUGGUGACCUUGGUCAUGCCACGCUAGCCCCACCUGGAGCUCAGUAAAAGCUGCUGUUUGUGUGGAAAA
Molecule: messenger RNA, 825 nt
Organism: Echinops telfairi (small Madagascar hedgehog)
Lineage: Eukaryota; Metazoa; Chordata; Mammalia; Afrosoricida; Tenrecidae
Gene: VAMP5
Product: vesicle associated membrane protein 5
Exons: 3
Coding region: 377-613 (78 amino acids)
Biological process (GO): Golgi to plasma membrane protein transport
Cellular component (GO): plasma membrane
Source: RefSeq, a predicted model, not a curated record